Molecule: messenger RNA, 423 nt
Organism: Cephus cinctus (wheat stem sawfly)
Lineage: Eukaryota; Metazoa; Arthropoda; Insecta; Hymenoptera; Cephidae
Product: leiomodin-2-like
Exons: 4
Coding region: 13-423 (136 amino acids)
Source: RefSeq, a predicted model, not a curated record
GGCAGCAGCAUCAUGGCAGUUGUUUUCACCGACCAGUCCACUGCUAUUGAGGGCGUAAACACGGGGCCAGCACCGUCUCCGCCGCCGCCGCCGCCGUCGCCACCACCACCACCAUCACAACUACCAACGCUGCCGUCACCGCCACCGACUCCUGUACCGCCACCACCGCCAAUAUCUGGUAAGAUGAAAAAAAAUUGGCGCUGGAUGAAGAUGAGGGGGGGCCAUCAACAGCAGCAGCAGCAACAACAUCAGCAGAGGCGCGGGCGGGUGCCUCAGAGGGAGAGGACCCACAGUCGUUUCCCUCAAUCUCCACGCAGCCGCUCUCCUCGCUGGUCGCGGCGAGAGGAAGUCGCCCCUCAUGAGCGGGCGUUUAAAAUUUUAGUGGAAGCUGUGUUGCACAAAAUGUCCAAGAAGAAAAAAUAA